CGAGGUGUACUUACAGAACCUGCUCACCCGUAGUUAAGUUCCGCAUGAUGCCCCACUCUCUUCUCCUGCUUACCUUUGUUGGAAAAGGGUAUUCUUCUCUUUGUGGUCUGAGUGUUCUCGGGUAAAUCUAAAUCUGAAUGUUGAUACAAUCAGGUAAGCCCCCUUCUAUCGAAUCUAUACUACCAACCCUUAUAAAUUGAAUAUGACCUUCUACUUAUCGACGUCCGACUGCCGCUCGAAUCUGUCCAGACGGCGAAGCGCCGCAGGCGCGCUUUAUGGUGCGGGGGAAGCAGAGAGGACCCGAAAGACCAGGGCAGGAUCAUGCUCCGAGGCGGUAGAAAUAAUAUCAUGCUAGCUGCCCGUUGUACUAGUUUUGCAGGAACACGACCUCCGCAGCGCUAAUUCCGGAGCGGCAAAUAAAACCACGCAAAACGGGAUCAGAAGUCGGAGUAGAUCAUGGAUCUGCAGCAGCAGCAGAUGUUUUUGUUGCAGCAGCAAAUGCAGCUGCAACAGCAGCAGAUGCAGCUGCAGGCUCAGGCACAGCAGCUCCGGGCGCAGCAGCAGCAUAACGUGCAAGGCGGAAGUUUGGGAGCAGCUGCAGGUACAGGUGGACUACCAUCUGGUACUGCUGCAAACACACCCUUAUUCGGGUCGACGAUGGGCACUGCAACCACGAUGAGCAUGCAAGCGGCCGCCCAAUUUCUGCCCUCCCCGUGGCAGCAGCAGCAGCAGCAGCAAAUACACCAGGGAGUAGCUGCAGGUCCUGCGAAGGGUACUAGCACCAGCCAGCACACCAGUACGACUUAUCGGCCGAGGACGGCGAAGAAUAGUUUUGGCAAGCCCCACUACACGAACUCGCGCGGCCCGCGACCGGGCGGGAAGGCGAUCCAGAUGAUGGUCGGUCGGCAGUUGCAGGUUCCGGACGAGGAGGCGGAGCGAAAAAGGUACGAACGCGAGUACUUGGAAAGCAUCGGCGUGCUGCAACCCGGAGUGGAUCCACAGCCAGACACUGGCUACAACACAGCUGCACAAGCUCUUGCAGAGGAUAAUAUUAACCCCAACGACAUCAGAAUCGCGGGGGUGCGCCAGCCCUCGUCGUCGUCCUCCUACUAUCCAGGAACCGCGGGUGGUGGUGCGCAGCAGCAGGGUACUAGUAGUACAACAUUCAGUCGCGGUGGUGAGUUUAAUACGACACCCGGCGGGUCGUCUGAGGCAGCGGUGGAAGCACCCCUCGGCCCGCUCCCCGGGCCGGAGCGCGAGGAGCUCCCGAUCGACAAGUCGGCGGCGAAAAUUGUGUCCCAGGUGCGGCGAUUCAACACGGUCUGCGUGCAGGGCGAAACGGGCUGCGGCAAGAGCUCCCGUAUUCCCCAAUACGUCUACCACUUCUGCCGCACUCCCGCGCAGCAAAACAGCAACAAGAAAAUCAUCAUCACGCAGCCGCGCCGGCUGGCUUGCAUCACGCUCGCGAAGCGGGUGGCAGAGGAAAUGGGCGUGGGGACGAUGAUGUCGAUCGGGGAGAGCGAGGAGGGCGGCAGUGGUCACAGAAGUUCAGCUUCUAGUACAGCUGGACACAGAAGCUGCAAACCCUCGUCGCCCCUUGUCGGCUACAAGAUCAGCGGCGAGAGCAAGGUGGACGAAACGACAAAGCUUUUGUUUGUGACCACGGGGUACCUGCUGCAGUUGCUGGUGAAUGACCCGCUGCAGAUCCGCCGGUUUUCGCACGUGAUCCUGGACGAAAUUCACGAGCGGUCGGUGGAUUCCGACCUGCUCACCUUGGUGCUGAAGCUGCAGCGACAGUACAAGAUGGCCGACUUCAAGCUCAUCCUGAUGUCUAUGCAUUGCAAAAGUAUCGUACUUGUAUAAAUGCAUUACAAAUUUCCUCAGCAUGAGAAAUUUCUAAUGCAGAUUUGCCUUGGAAACAAGAUUUGCAAUGCAAGACUUGCAUUUGUACGGUUUCGAUACUUUUGCACAGGACAAUGUCAGCCACGAUGCAAGGGAACCUGUUCGCCAACUACUUCGACACCGGGGGCAUAUGACAGUGCACAACUCCCCCUCCCCCUCAUUUGUCAUGUAAAGCCCCAAAUCCAAGUGCUUCCCGGUGGCACUGUUUGCAUGACAGAUUCCCGAAGCCCAAACAGUAAGUACUACAGUAGGCGCAUGAACUUGUCAUGCACAGGCUCCAGGUGUGGCGGUGUUUGUGUUGCUGUUCAUGCAAUACAAAUGAGGGGGAGGGGGAGUUGUGCACCCUCAUAGGGCAGCGUCGGGGGCUUCGCGAACACGUUGCCGCCGCCGAUCUUCUAUCCUGUGCAAAAGUAUCGUACUCGUAUUGCAAUCAUGCAUUACAAAUCUUUCUUUAAAUGUGAAUCCGCAUUACAAAUUUUAUUUCUCAUGCUAAGGAAAUUUGUAAUGCAUUUAUACGAGUACGAUACUUUUGCAGUUGCAGUUCAUAUCUUCGUCGGCGCAAAGCGGUUUAAUGUGGAUAUUCUGUACCUGGACGACUUGUUUCCGUUUUCCUCCCACCCGGCUAUGAAGAACCAACAACACCAAAGCGGCGCCCGCCCUUGCGCGACGACUGGCGCGGAUUUGUUGCGGGCGCAGACGGGAAGAUGCUUGUCGGCCGGCAGCGUGGACCUUCUGCAGCAAACUCUGGAGCGGUACCAGAAGCAGAUCGACACCGCGAUGCGGCGAGCGGGCAACAAGGUGCAAAAUCAGACCUUCGUGGCGGACCAGCGCGAGACGGCCGCGGACGAGUUUCUGCGCAUGGCCGACGGGGGGGCCGGGGGUAGUACCAGCAGCGCCACCAGCAGUGCGACACUGCCGCCGAAGAUCCCGGAAAAUUUCAAUACCCUGGUGGCGGACUUGAUCCACUGUCUCGGCGUUGGUGGCGAGUCCAUUUUGGUGUUUUUGCCGGGGAUCGGGGAAAUCACCGAUUUGUACGAAGCGCUGCGGACGGAGUUCGAGGAUCAUGCGAAUCAAUACGGAAAGAAAAAAAUGCUGCACUACGAGCUGUUCGCGCUGCACAGCACGAUUCCGAUUGAGGAGCAGCACGGCGCGCUGUCCAACCCGGAGCGGGACACCGUCCACAUUUACCUCGCCAGCACCAUAUCCAGUGCAAAAGUAUCGUACUCGUAGUAAUUGCAAUCAUGCAUUGCAAAUUUUUUCCUUAAUGUAAAUCAGCAUAUACAAAUUUUAUUUCUCAUGCUGAGGAAAUUUGUAAUGCAUUUAUACAAGUGCGAUACUUUCUCAGUUCAUACAGCAUCGCGGAGUCGUCGCUGACGCUGCCGAAGGUGCGCGUCGUGCUCGAUUUCGGCCUGAAGCGGCAGCUGGGGUACGACAAGACGCGCGAGUCCGCCAGCCUGGUGACCAGCUGGAUCUCGCACGCCUCGGCGUCGCAGCGGUCUGGCCGGUGCGGGCGGGUGUUCACGGGAAUCGCGAUCCGCCUGUAUCCGCGCCGGCUGUAUCAUUUGUAAAAACGUCCCCACCCCAGAGCUGUCAUGCAAAUCUGCACGCUGAAAACAUUUCUCAUGCGGAGCCCCAUGAGGGGCAUUUGCUAGUCGUGUUUAGGAAUUUGUCAUGCUCCAACCAGCAUGAUAUGGUAGAUCUGUGAUGCUGCUGCACUAAGUAGCUAAACAGGAUUACACUACGAGGCCAAACUUGUCAUGCAUAUACUCCCAAAACUUGGAGAUUUGUGUUGCAAAUUUACCAACUUGACUCUGGUAUGGGGACGUUUUUCCACAGGAUAGGUUCUACCAGCACAUCAUGGCCCCGUUCGACCGGGCCGAGAUCGAGAACGCACCGCUGGAGCGUAUCUUGUGCAAAAGUAUCGUAUACUCGUACUAAUUGCAAAGAUGCAUGACAAAUGUUAUUCUUCUAAGGCAAAGAGCAUUACAAAUUCCACUUUCCUUCUUGCCAAAAUUUGUGAUGCAAUUUAUACUAGUACGAUGCUUUUGCAAUGCAUAGAGCGCCUGUACCUCCAGGUGAAGCAGCUGAGCACGAAGAUCCGCGAGCGCAUGCCGCGGAUCGGCUCGCUGCCGCCGCGGAACCUGCUGAAAAUGACCGUGCAGCCGCCGGGCACGGACCGCCUGGAGACCGCCGUGGCGAAGUUGGCGGACGUGGGGGCCCUCAUAUGGAUUGCAAAUAUGUCUGGGUCUGGGAGAUUACGAGAUUUGUCAUGCUGGUCUGGCAUGACCAAAAAGUUUGUGAUGCGUGUCCAAGAAGAGACCCUUUUGCCUGUCAUGCAAAAACGCAGUUUGUCAUGCGAAAAACGCAGCACAAAGAAGCGCAGAGAUUUCUCAUGCUUGGCUGUGCAUUACAGAGCAUCCACUAUUCCCGACGCAGCAUUACAAGUUUCCAGACCCAGACAUAUUUGCAUUUGAUACCUCACCGGGACGAGCGAUUUCGCGGACAUCACGCUGCUGGGCCAGCUGGCCAUCCAGCUCCCGCUGGACCUGCGCCAGGUGCGGCUCAUCUUCUUCGGGGCCUGCUUUGGGUGCGUCGCGGACUGCGUCGUGAUGGCCUGCGCGCUAUGGAUUGCAAAAGUGUCUGGGUCUGGAAACUUGUGAUGCUAAAAUGUGGAUGAUGGAACCAGUUUCGAAUGCAACACAGCAUGACAACUUUUGAGAACGCUUUCUCAUAGGGAAUCCGCAUCAGAAACUGCGUUUCUGCGUGUGCAAAAGAGGCUGUGACUUUUGUUGGCUAUGCAAUACAGAUGUCCUAGGUAUGGAGAGCUAGCAUUACAAGUUGCAGCCUUCCAGACCCAGACACUUUUGCAGUUGAUACGCGCUGGCGGCCAACGACCCGUUUACGCUGCCCUCGCAGUUCGUCCUGCGCGACCCGCACACCUUUUACCAGGCGCUCAGCCGCAGCUACGAGUGCCGAAAAAAGUUCGACAAAGACCAGCAGUCGGAGCCGUUGAUGCUGCGGAACCUGUUCGUCGCCUGGCUCAAGGGGUUGCGCAAUCCCGGCGGCGGAGAAGAAGAGGGGGUGGGCGGGGACGAAAGUAACCACUUCUACAACAACACAACGGCAGGAGUUCCGGAGCACCAAAGACCUCCUGAGACGGCGCUGCAAACGACCACGAAGCCCCGCAAGACGGGGAGGACCCGCGGACCACCAAACAUGAAGAAUUCCGCCGCGCAGCGCUACGCGUUCAUCCGGCACUCCGCGGUGUUUGCGCGGACCAACGCAAUCGUGCCGAAGCGGUUGACCCUGUUGGCGAUUCAGGUGAUCGAUGUGGCGGAGCGAGUGUUGCACUUCGUCGACGCAGGCCCCAUGCUGCAACUGCAGCGGCUGCUCUUCCGUCUCGGCUGCCCGGCCUACGCGAGGUCUUCAGCGAGUCCUGUUGGUGGAGAUGAGCCACGUCUUCAUCAUCCCGGCAGUGGUGGUGGUGUUCCGGUCCCCGCCGGGGGAACAAGGUCUUCUUCUACUUUGUUCAAUGAGGAGAUCAUCGCGGGGAAGAGCGGCGUGGAGGACAUAUUCGUGCGGGACAUGUUCAUUCUGCGCGCCGCCAUUGUGGCCAGCUGCUCGCCGCAAAUCUGUCACGGCAAGUUGAAGCUGGACAACAUCCACAUGCAGGCCAUGCUUGGCCUGAAGGACCUCCCGAACCCCUUUCGCGUCUGCUGCAUGCUGCCCGAUUUGAGUUGGGGCGUGAAGAGCCAGGCGUCGCUGUUGCAGCGGUCUCUCGCGAAGGCCUUCAACAACGAGUGCCGUCAGAUUGCCGUGUUUGAGGAAACCAACGACGGGCUCGCGGUGUUCCACAGCAAGGGUGCGAAGGCUGGCGCUGUUGGGGCGGAAAACGAUGAAAAGCACCAAACGACGGGACGAAAAACCAGCGAAGUUGCUGUUCAAGAUUCGGACGACAGCAGCGGCGACGAGGACGUGUUGCUCGAGCAGCAGAAGCAGGACGACCAGAUUUUGAGUGUCCUAGAGGAGGAGCUGCAGGAGUCCGCGGCAGAGUCCGAGCACGACGAUCGCGUGCGGCAGCGGGAGGAAAGCGACAGCGACGGGGAUGGGGUACAAGUGGGGAGAAGAAAAGCUUAUGGUGACGAGCAAAACCACGAAAAGGACAAAAGUAAAAGUAGUAGAAGCCUGGAGAAGAAGAAACGCCGGGAAAGGAAAGUACAGCACGAAGUUGUAGAUCUUGUUCCCACAAAAACCACGACUAAGCGCGGCCGUGGACGAAAUGAGAUAAGCGACAGCAGAAGUCCACCUGCAGCCAGGAGUAAAAAACGUCGACGCAGUCGGAGCAGUCGGAGCCGCGGCCAGAGCAGGCACAGUCGGGGGAGAGGUGAUGGCCUGCGCGGUGAUGAGAAUGCGGCAGGAGAGAAGCGACAAAAGCGAGAUCCUCGUCACAGGCAACCUGAGCUGCAACCGGAAGUCGUGGUAGCAGAAGCUACACUUCUUGAGGACCACGCCACGUCGGAAGUAUUACUUACCAGGGAGAAGGAGAAGAAACGAAGAAAAAGCAACUUCACAACAUUCUCUGUACAAGAAAGACCUGUACCACAUCAACAAGAAGGUUUUGGAUCUGAAGUUCUUGUUUCGCAGGAACCACCAGCAAAGACACGGGCGACGAAAGCAGUAGUACCGGACACGCAGCAGCGCCCCGACGGCCGCCUCACAGGCGAGGACAAGGAUACUCGAGGCAGUGGUCCGGAAGAAGAAGGACAAGCUGCUUGUUCCCCACGACCUGCCACGGGGCCAGCACGUGUUCCGGAAAAAUCUUCACAACAUGAUGCGCAAGAACCAGUUGUUGCAGCUUCCACGACCGCCGUUGCUGCCAGUCUAGAAGAUGCCUUCGCUUCGUUUCUGGAAGAUGUCGAGGAGGUGAAAAACGUAGGUGAAACUGAUCCAAAAGACGAGGGCCCAACAAGAAACCCCCCGGCCGCCUCCAUGGACGCGGCGUUCGCAGAUUUCCUGUCCGACCUGGUCGAUGAGCCAGCGGGAGGUGGUACCACUGAAGAUCCGGCGUCAAAAACAUUACCCUUUGCCUCAUCCGGAAGUGGUGCCGCUGUCGGCAUAAACUGGGCGGCGUAUUCCGCCGCGCACGGCGGUAGUGAGAAAAACGACCAGGAAGAGGACGAGUCGGGGGACGAAGGUCCUGUAACCGCGGGCGUAAUCGAGCGGCCGCCCGAACUGGACGCGAUGAUCGAAAGAAUUAGGGAGGAAACCUGUAUUUCUGGAGAAACUACGGAGGUUCUAUCAUCAUCAAAACAGCGUGGUGUACGUGGGAAAGAUGAAGCGGCUGACGACAGCGAAGGAGAAAUACAGGAUUUUCAUCCGGACGAGGACAAACUCCGAGCAACCGGCGGCCUCAGCACUGCGCAGCGAGGUGCUCGUCUUCAUGCGAAUGAUUCUUUCAAGGUGGAAGUGGCUCUUGAAAAAGUGGAAACACUGGAGGAGGAGGAUCUCUCAAAUGGCGAGCGAAAUGAUCAUGACAGGCAUAGUACACAACGACAAGGGCGUAUUUCAAAAGGUGCUUCAUCUGCACAACCCUCCUCAUUCCCGCGCAUGGAGCUCGUCUUCGCCGCGCCCCCGGACCCGCGACUGGAGCUGUUGCAGCAGCAGCGGGGGAAAAGCGAAAAAAAUCCGCGCGUCACCAUCGUGGACGACGAGGAGGUGGAACUGCUGGACCCUGUGACCGGCGCGACUGCGGGAGGGCUUUUUGGGACGGGUUAUAGUGGGCAAAACGACCCUCUAGAGGACAACACACAGGAGGAGGUUAUCAUCAACUCAGACCCGAUUUUCAACCUGUGCGCACAGAGCACUUCCUCAAAGCUCAAGAAGUUCACUGCGCAGCAGCGCUGGGAGUUGCGCAUUCACCCGGCUGGGGAAAGUGUGAUGACAAACUACAGCGACCGGCGGAAGAAAAUGAAAAACCCCAUCCUCAAACGUGAUGUUGGUGGUGGUGAAAGUGCGACAAGUGCGGCGAAAAAUAAAACCGCAGAAGAAGAACUCUCGUCAAUUGAAGGUCCGAUCGUGAAGCAUUUCAACAUCGCCCGGAUCGGCAGUGUCGAGGCCCGGCGGCGCGCUUUGCUGGAGCUGCGGUACUGGCGGUCAAAGCUGUACCAGAUGCAUAUGGGGGUGUCAGAAUCGAAAUUGACAAAGUUGAAAAAUUUGUGAUGUAUAAAAUCGAUACCACUUGGAACCCAAAUUUUCAAGCGGCGCAUGACAAAUUUUGGCGCCAUCGAAAUCUAGGUUGUCAUGCUGUUUAGCGAAAGAAGGCGCCAUCCUUUGUCAUGCUACUUUAGCAGCUCCAUCCCAAAUCCCAAACGGGCUUCCAAUCGGCCUCACGUGCAAUCCCUGCAAGACAGUCGCUUCGUGCCUUGCAUUUUACGCAUGACAGAUUGCUUCAGCUCUGUCGGUUUCGAUCCUGACACUCCCAUAAUGCACGCGGUCGGCAUUCCGCUGACGAAGAACAACAUCGCCCAGAUUCUGGCCUCCCAAAGCGACCAGAUUUCCUACCAGCGGGAGAAGCUGAAACUCUGCCGCCCGCUGAAGUUCCAGACCCUGCACCUACUCUACCAGACGGGGAACGGCCGUCAGGUCAUUCCCUGGAGCCUGGCCGGCGGCACGCGGUUCGACCGGGCGGGGGACGGUGGCAAGGGCGGUUUCAGUGACUUUUUCGGGAGAGGAACUGCGGGAAACAAGAAGGGAACAACUCCAAGUGUCAACAAAAAGGGAACCAAUAAGGCCGCCGCCGCUGCGGCGCAACAGGGUGGGAAGCAUCAGCCAGGGAGAAAAACGUUUCAGCAGGCGAUGCAGUAUGAACUGCAAAAGUAUCGUACUCGUAUAAAUGCAUUACAAAUUUUCUCAGCAUGAGAAAGAAAAUUUGUAAUGCGGAUUUAUAAUGCAUGAUUGGAAUACGAGUACGAUACUUUUGCACAGGAUAUGCAGGCCGUAAACACGAUGAUGCAGGACGCCAACCGCACAGACCUCCGCGUCCCGCAGCACCCCUUUCAACUGCACUGGGCGGUCAAGAGCGGACACGAGGCGGUGGGGAGUUGGCGCAACCCAAUCGGGUUCGUCGUGAACGCACCGGGCGCGAAGAUGGUUGCGCGCUUGCGGGAGCGGCUGUUGUUGACGCAACACCACCAGGACAAUCUGAACCAAAAACCCAAUAGAAUAACUGGUGCCGCACCGUCCGCGGCAACCUCCCUGCAGGUGACGAAGGAAAAGCUGCUCGCGAAGUACGAGCGCGUGGGCGUGUACUCUAUCAAGUGCAAAUAUGUCUGGGUCUGGAAGGUUGGAGCUUGUGAUGCUAACUUUGGACUGAAAAAAUAUCUGCAUUGCAUGAUCAGCAAGAGCAGGAGUCUAGUUUGUGCUAGCGGGAAGGGCAUUUGUCAUGCGGAAUAGGCAUCAGGAAGCCCUCGAAAAAUCUGUGAUGCUAGGUCAUGCAUAACAGACAUCCUGGGUCAUGCAAAAUAUGCAUGACAAACCCGGCAACAUUCCAGACCCAGACAUUUUUGCAUUUGAUAGACUCCGCUUCGUCGCAGUCCGAGUUCGGGAAAACGACGCUCGAGGGCCUCACGGUGCUGCCUAUGCGUUGCAAAUAUGUCUGGGUCUGGAAACUUGUAAUGCUGAGCUGUGAAUACUGAAUGGUCUGUAAUGCAUAGCCAAGCAUGAAAAAUAUUUACGGGGCUUGUUAGUGUUGCGUUUUCCGCAUGACAAACAUCGUUUUUGCAUGACAAGCAAAAGGGUCUCUUCUUGGACACGCAUCACAGACUUUUCAGUCAUGCCAGACAAGCAUGACAAACCUUGCACAUAUUUGCAUUUGAUACUGCCCGCGAACUCGCAACUGCUGCUGCUCGCGUUCCUGCGGCCCCGGCAGUGCGGUCCGGAGAAGGUGGAGGUGCUGGUGGACUUGGACCGGAAACGGCUUCUGUACCUGAAACUUCUCGGGCACUCGCACUACAUGAACUUUCACCUGUCGAAACUCAACCGCAUCAACGCGUUGCGCGCCGCGCUCAGCCGCGUCUUUUUCCAGAAGAAAAUCGCCGACCAGAGCGACGUGUUGCGGACCAUCGGGAUCCUUUUUGAAAACGAGGAGGAGGAGGAAACGGGGCAGCGGACCGGCGGUCAGGCGGAGGUAAAGCAGGAGAGCAGAAACACUGGCAGCCACGUGACCAAUUUCGGGCAGGUGUGGCUACCCUUGGAAGAGCAGCACGUCCGGUGCGCAUCGGACCUGCAGUCGUUUCAGACCACGAGCAGAACGGGGGGUACAGGAACCAGUGGCAGUAGGAAAACGACGGUACUGGUACGGUGUGCGCUAUAUUAGCGCUCUCUUUGGGUGUUUGUACGUGAAGUAGAUAUUUUUACGAGCAACUUCUUUUCCUUUUCGAACAAACUUGCCGUAACAAAAUGUAUCUACUUCUGAAGGAGCAUACAUGUCUAAGUACCGAGGCAAAAAAAUUCGAACAGGGAUCCUCCUCCUCCAGAAAACCUGGCAUGCCCACAAGUUCGGCAAGCAGCUCCAGUAGCGGACAGCAAUUUUUCAGUUUUUCUUCUUCGCAAUUUGUCGCCUGGGAUGACAAAAAGGACGAUACUGCCGAUAACAACGACGACCAAAGGGAAAACGAACACGAUCAAGAACCCUCGGAGGAAGAGGAAAUUCGAAACGGAAUUAUACUUGCAGGGGAGAAUCAUGAAGGAGGCAAUGAGGCUCGAAACAAGCAGCGGGGACAACUAGAAUACGACUGCGGCUCUGCGCAUGAUCCCAAUUUGGUAGGAGACGACCAUGCGACCGCGGACUCGGAGUACCACGUGCUGCUCCCUCCGCUGCUUCUCCUGCAGCAGAUCGAGACCCUGGAAAGAGCAAGACGAGAGGCGAAAAGCCUCGCGGAAGGUGCCGUGGAGCAAGUCCGGAGUAUGCAUUGCAAAUAUGUCAUCUGGGUCUGGAAAUUUGUGAUGCUAAAACGUGCAUGAUGAAAACACUUCCUUAUGCGGGAAAGCAUGACAAGUUUGCAGAACGCUUUCUCAUACGCGCCCCGCAUGAGAAACUGCGUUUUUGUACGACGGGAGGGGCUGCGACUUUUGUUGGUCAUGCAACACAGGUUUCGCAGGAAUGCAAAACCAGCAUUACAGGUUCCAACUUUCCAGACUCAGACACUUUUGCAUUUGAUACGGAGACUGGAGAAGCAAUUGGGACCACGAGAUCAACAACAUGCGGGCUCCUUUCCGACGUUUUUUGCCCGUCUCAGCGACCAGCACGACCUGCUCGGACGCUUGUCGGCCAACCUGCAUUUGCGCGUGCAAUACGGAUUGCAAAUAUGUCUGGGUCUGGAAGAGCCAAACUUGUGAUGCUGCAUUUGGAUGCUAAAAAAAGCUGUAUUGCAUGAGCAGCAAGAGGAGUCAAAUUUGGCUACGCGGAGAGGGCAUUUGUCAUGCAGGAUGCGCAUCGAUAGGCGCUCAAAAAAUCUGUGAUGCUAUGGCAUACAUCGGAGACAUCAUGGAUCAUGGAAAAUGUGCAUGACAAACUUCUCCUCUUCCAGACCCAGACACUUUUGCAUUCCAUAUGCAACAGAACCGGCCGGACGACCACUCCCUGCAGCAGGACGUCGCCGACUUUCCCCGGCGGGCCCGGGAGCUGACCGGCAGCGCGGAAAAGUACUUUGCGGAGGCGGACGCCGUGCGGGCGCAGGCCGCGCAGCUGGCGGAGCCCUUCGUGACCCCGACCGCGGAGCAACUCAGCAACUUGUCCUCCACCGUCGGAGCCACCAACUACAAGCAAGUGGCGAAAAAGCUGAAGGUGUCGCUGCGGGAAAUCGCGCGACAGCUGCGCCAGCACGGCGAGCGGAAGCUGGAGCAGAUGCGCGCGUGGGUGCAGGGGGCGGAAGCGCUGGGGCAGCAGUACUGGGCGGUCAUGAUGGGGGUGCAACAGUGAGAUGAUUUGCUCGAGGAACAACGGAAGCCAGAUUUAAUUCUGAAGAGAGAGCUGGUGUGAUGCAAAGGCAAAGCGUUCUACUGCAAGUACCUACAUGAGUAGCAAACAAGCCGAGCUUGUUCUCCUUAUGGGUACGCUUGAAAUUGUUGCCUAACGCGUGCUCUGAUCAAUGUUUGAAGCAAGCGGCAUUGUGUUUGGUGAGAGUGACUGAAGCCAAGGCACUUACUUUGGCUUUGUGUUUGUCGAUGAGAUGAGAGUUGUCGCCGUCUGGUAGACUUGUAUGCAUUGUUCGCACAGGAG
Amoebophrya sp. A120 is the source of this 12181-nucleotide messenger RNA. The record is from the annotation of a GenBank genome assembly. NCBI's taxonomy places the organism in Eukaryota, Dinophyceae, Syndiniales, Amoebophryaceae.